AUGAUCGAAACUCCAGACUUCUCAGGAGUUCCAAAUUUAGAACAUUUAAAUCUUGAAGGAUGCGAAUCCCUUGUCAAGGUUCAUCCAUCACUUGGAGAGUUGAAAAGACUUGUUGAGAUUAUCUUGAGUGGGUGUUUCAAGCUUGAAAUCCUACCAAGAAAAUUGGAAACAAAUUCUUUGAAAAGGUUGAAUCUAGAUGGGUGUGAAAAAGUUGCGGUGCUCCCAAAGUUUGGGGAAGGUAUGAAUGAACUAUCAUAUAUUGACGUGAGUUUUAUUGAUACGACUAGACUUCCGAAAUCACUUGAUUCCUUGACUGUUCUUGAAUAUUUGGAUUUGGGAGGGUGCAAAAUUCUUCGUCUUGACAAGUUGAAGACUCCUAUAGUUCGUCAAAUUUCUAGCAUCAAUGUAACUUCAUUGACAGAGUUAUAUUUAGAUGGGCGUGGCUUGAAUGAUGGAUCAAUUCUUGAUAAUUUUGGUGGUUUAUCAUCACUCAUUGCAUUGGAUCUUGGUGGAAAUUCUUUUGUUAAUCUGCCCCCAGGUUGCUUCUCAAGUCUCUCUCGACUUCUCUAUCUUUUUUGGAUCAUUGCAAAAGGCUCAAGUCAUUGCCAUGGCUUCCACCACGGUUGA
Messenger RNA from Prosopis cineraria, 627 nucleotides. Its product is annotated as disease resistance protein RUN1-like. NCBI's taxonomy places the organism in Eukaryota, Viridiplantae, Streptophyta, Magnoliopsida, Fabales, Fabaceae. The record is from RefSeq and is a predicted model, not a curated record. Bases 1 to 627 code for a protein of 208 amino acids. The transcript has a single exon. Gene Ontology annotation, molecular function: protein binding.